UAGUUGCUUGGAAAAGUAUUGCAUUUGCUGAAUGCUACUCAUUUGGAGCUGCUGCUUUCAGUGGGACGGGAGGUUAAUCGAUUAUGAUAUGGAUGGCUGAUUGAGGAGUGGUACAGGGAUGGAUGGGUGGAUGGAGAGCAGUGGAAAGCCAAAUAAAUGAACACCUGGAAUUGAAGAAAGAAGUCAAACUAUAUAUCAGGCUUCAGGUGAAACUUCAAAGGAAAACUACCAGAGGCAUAUUUCUAUUUUCAAGAAAAUUUUCCUUUUCUUGUAUGAAGUUGGAGAGAGGAUAAGCUUUUCUAAUACUGAGCUGCAAAAACAAAUACCUGGAGAAAUGGGUUCAACCAGUGCUCCAAGAGGAUGCGGUUCUAACAUCAGCUCCAUAUAUUACAACCUGUGUGAUCUCACCACGCUGUGGGGUGUCGUGGUGGAGGCUGUGUCUGCUGCUGGUGUGAUGACCUCCUUUAUUCUGUUUAUCAUUCUCAUGGCAUCAUUACCAUUUGUCACGGACAAGAAGAGAAAGGGUAUGGUUGCUCUACAGGCCAGCAUUUUAGUCUUCACAUUAGGACUUUUCGGGCUCACCUUUGCCUUUAUUGUGGACCAGUACUCUACAAGCUGUGCUGCUCGGAGGUUCUUGUUUGGAGUGCUGUUCUCAGGCUGCCUCGCCUGCUUGGUGAUGCAUGCGCUUUGGCUUUCCCUGCUGAAACGAAGUGGUCAAGGCCCGAGGAGCUGGCUGCUGUGGCUGGGAGCUCUGAGUCUCUGGCUCGUUGAGGUCAUCAUCAACACCGAAUGGCUUGUCCUCACAGUGGUCUGGAGCCCACCUGGAGAAAUAGUGGUUCCUGACCUCUCCUGUAGCAUUGCCAACAAGGACUUUGUACUGUCCCUCAUUUAUGUAAUUGUUCUGAUGGUUGGUGUCGUUCUUAUGGCUUUUCCCUCAUUAUCACACAAGCACAAGCAGUGGCGCCGAGAUGGUGCUUUCAUCCUGGCCACGGGACUCUUUACCAUAGCUAUCUGGGUAGCCUGGAUCGCCAUGUACAUCUACGGAAACAGAGCGACUGGUAAUCCCAGCUGGGAUGAUCCUACCCUGGCUGUAACUGUGGCAUUAAAUGCCUGGGUGUUCCUUGCCUUCUACAUAAUUCCAGAAAUCUGCCUUCUGACGACACAAGAAGACCCAGACCUCGAGGAGCCCCAGGAUGGAGAGCAUGUUUAUCCUGCCAGGAGCCUCACGUACGACACCACACUGAAGGAGCCAGAGCCAGAGCCCCAAAACCUGUACAUAGAGAAUAAAGCUUUCAGUAUGGAUGGAACACCAGAAGAACCGGCAAACUCAGCAUCUCCGUAUGGCAUCUACAAUGGUCAGCUUCGAAGCGCUGUGUACCAGCCAACAGAACUAGCACUUAUCACCAAAGGUCUCACAAUGAUGAACCAAGGCGUGAUGAUACCUCGGGCCAGAGCCCCAUCUUUGAAUCCAGGGAGUGGCGCCAGCUCCUUGUCUCGUUCACAGGAGUCUUUAGCUUCCCAGUGACUGGUCAUAGAUUUUAUGCUUUCUUUUUAUUUCCCUUCGAAAGAUGCUUUAAUAUUAAAGCAACACUCAGAAGGAUUAUAACUGUUGUUUUCUAUACAGCAGUAUAAGAGCGACAGUGACUUAAGAUUAUUCACUUCUAGAUGCACAAAACAAAUAUUUACAUAUGAAAAUAUUGUCCCGUUUAUAUCAGUAUGUGUUCUGUCAGAUAAAAAUAGUUCUCCAGGCUAUGAAGUGUACCAGGCAGAAACUUGGAGCUCAACUCCUAGCCUCGCUCUCUGAAGACUUUCUCUACCUACAGUUGAAACUAGACAUUUACUGUACAUACAUGAAUAAAAAGACACAAACACAUUUUUUCUUAAUGUCCAAAGUUAAAUCAGAUCAAACUCUUUGUUUUAGCAGGUGGGAGGAAACCCAAAAUGUUUCACCCAAAUCAUAUAUUAUAAAGGACAGUUUCCCUGACACUGACCAAAUGUAUCUUAAACUUUUGAAGUUGAGGAAAGUUACAAAAAAAAAAUUCUUACUAUGUUUUCUGGCAUUUAGCAAAUAGAGAUAUUUUUUUUAGUUCUAAAUAACCUAAAAUAGGAAAAGUUUGGUCUGAUUUAAUUUACAACUAUGAGAAAAAAAUGUGUUUGUCUUUUUAUGCCGUGUAUGUAAAUGCAGCUGCAAAAUUAAAACUUUUUUGUCGUCCCUUUCUUUGCAAUCAAAUCUUUAAAGAGGAGCAAUGACUGAAAUAUUUUAGAUCAACCUGAUCAUCUUCAAAGAUUAGGGUGGGAUGAUCGUUGAAAAACACAAUGAUUAGAACUAUAGGCAAAUAGUAAUGUAUUAAUUCUUUUAUUCACUAAAUGUGGCAAUACUAAUUUUGUAGAAUGUUGGUUUGUUUAAAAAAAAAAAUCAAUGUUUAAAAAUAAAUUCUAAGUUAUUGAAUCACUUCACUGAGUGUCGACACUUUGCAAUGUAAACAGAAUGAUGAGCAGGUAAUUUAUGUGAGAUGCUGGAAGAGGAACAUUCACCCCGAUUACUGCAGACAUUUACAUCUGCCAAUCCCGAUAAGGCUUAUCUGAAGCCACAUGUGCUGUUACAGUGCUGCUGGGCUUUACACUUCAUAAAAGUGGGGAACCAGUGGCCGAAAUUAUUAAUAUAUUUUUAAGGAGUACAUUGCUUAAUCUAUUUAUUUAGCAGCACACAAUACAGUGUGGAUUUAAUGAAUAUAUGCUCCAAACCAAUCCCAUUUUGCAGCUGCUUUGACUUUCAAUGAGUCAGUCACCUUUUCUGCAAGGAUAACUGCAAUUAUUUACAUCUAAUUUGUCACCCUUUGAUUUACAGACACACACACUUUUCAUACUUCAGAGCGUCUGAUGAAGCUGUGGCUGCCUAGCAGCAGGCUGAAUCGGCUGAAUUUCUACCAAUUACUCCCACCUUCUCGUUCUGCGAGCGGCGUUGAGCACUCGCUCGGAAAUUAGAUGGAUGACAAACUGGAAAUCACACGCUGCAGCUUUGUAGAGGGAAACGUCACAGCAAAUGCUGAGAAGUGCUUUUUCCUGUGGUGCUUUGAGCUUGCUUCCCCUGGUGUACAUGAGUGAUAAAAGGUUUUGCAAAUAGACCACUUUUACGGCACAGAUUUUGAGUUGUCAUACCUCAGGAAGCACGGGUUAAUGAAUGAUGGUAAAGGGAUAUUUCAACAUCUUUUUAAAAAAAACUUUGUGAAGGAAAAUAUUAGUAAUGGUGGUCUUUAGGCACGGGCUAAUUACUGGUAAUGCCUUGUAUUGAAAAAGUGAACUCCAUCAUUCCUACAGUUUAAAGUACUUUAAAUUCCAUGUCAGGAAAAAUGCUGUAAGGAUUCUUCCCAAACAACUGCUGCACACAGCCAAUCAGCUGGCUGAAAAAAAGGAGCGAUAAAAGGUCGAUACUGUCUUAUAGAUUUUCUAUAUGUAAUAAAAGCAUGUUUAUUUGAAAACAUCUAGAUUUAAAUUGAAUAUUAAUAAUAUGCUCAAUUUAUUUUGAACUAAUAGAUAGAAUUGUUGCUUUUGUGUUAAACACAAUCAGAUCACAUUAUGUAGUUUUAUCUACAUAAAACUGGUAUUUUUACUGAGUCUUGUUUAUCUGCUAAUGCUAAGAUCCCUCACCUGUAAAAAAAUUAUCCAUUUAAGGAGGUCUGUGUUCUUUUUUGUGACUCAAUAAAUCUUGACAGAGAGUCAAAUAUGCAGAACAGCUCUGCUGUUUCCUCAUGUGGAAAACAGUCUGUACACUAAAACAUUUUGUGCCAUAACCUAGCCAAAUGUCAGCUUUGGAAAGGGUCUAUAACAUGCAAAGAAGCACCGUCCACUUUACAAAACAAUCUAGACAAAAAGCCCAAAACAAGGAAAAGGGGUCAGGUUUACAAAAAGCCCAUCACAUACCAGUUUAGCUGUUUGUGUGUGAUAUAAAACAACAUCUGUUCAAUUUAGAUUAAUGAAAAACAUUACAGGGCGUUUCAAAAUGCAUUAGACGGUAGCAAGGAGUUUCUGGGUGUGGUAGGUGUUUUGUACCUGGUCAGUGACCCAGAUUGGUGCUCAGAAGAGCAGGAAGCAACUGUAAACUUCCUGAUAGCACCAGCGGCUGCGUGACGCGCUGCAGCGGGGGCGGAUGUGCUCAGCUGGAGGGAGUCAGCACUCCCAUCACAUGCACUGGCCAUGCAUUUCCUAAUCACUGCCAGAGGAACAAAAACAAGUUACGAUCUAGAGAAGGCAAGAUCUGCUGCAUAACCUGGUAUCACUGUUGCUAUUGUGUAAAUAGCAUCAACACAAUGUUUGCUUUGCAAUCCAUGAUGCUUUUAAAUGGCUAAGCUCUCAAACAAUGCUUCUAGGCUUGUGCCAAUGUCUUAACAAAGGUCUUGUUCAUGUCAAUAAGUCUUUAAAUGGAUUACAAAAUUAAAAAGGUGCACCAGUCUGGCAGGUGCUCCACUUU
Messenger RNA from Xiphophorus hellerii (green swordtail), 4468 nucleotides. Its product is annotated as G-protein coupled receptor family C group 5 member C-like. Gene Ontology annotation, biological process: G protein-coupled receptor signaling pathway. The record is from RefSeq and is a predicted model, not a curated record. NCBI's taxonomy places the organism in Eukaryota, Metazoa, Chordata, Actinopteri, Cyprinodontiformes, Poeciliidae. Gene Ontology annotation, cellular component: signaling receptor complex; extracellular exosome; plasma membrane. Gene Ontology annotation, molecular function: protein kinase activator activity; G protein-coupled receptor activity. The coding region runs from base 335 to 1525 and encodes 396 amino acids. The transcript has 4 exons.